This is a messenger RNA of Gekko japonicus, 2676 nucleotides long. Its product is annotated as vomeronasal type-2 receptor 26-like. The transcript has 7 exons. Gene Ontology annotation, molecular function: G protein-coupled receptor activity. Lineage: Eukaryota; Metazoa; Chordata; Lepidosauria; Squamata; Gekkonidae. The record is from RefSeq and is a predicted model, not a curated record. Gene Ontology annotation, biological process: G protein-coupled receptor signaling pathway. Bases 1 to 2676 code for a protein of 891 amino acids. Gene Ontology annotation, cellular component: membrane.
AUGUACUCCAAUGACUUGAAAAGAAAAGAACCUCAAAACCACUAUUGCCUAAGGAUAUCAGAAAAGAAAGAAAGGAGAAGAUCAUGCCAAGGAGCUAUUCCUCAUUCUCCCUUAAAGGAUCCCUUCCCUGUUCCACAUGAGUGGUACCAGCCGGGAGAUCUUCUGAUAGGUGGGAUUUCAUCACAGAUCUUUUACCAUUUUCAGGAGCUGCACUUUGAUGAACAUCCUACUGAGAAGUUGUUGGAUGAGCCAUAUAUGGUGACAAAAUUCUACCAGCAGAUCCUGGCCUUGGCAUUUGCUACCCAUGAGAUCAAUGGAAAUCCCAAGAUCUUGCCUAAUGUCACUCUCGGCUUCCACAUCUGUGAUAGCUACCAUGAUAUAAGGAUGACCUAUCGCACUAUUCUGAAUCUGCUCCAUAAAGGUCAUAGAUAUUUUUCAAAUUAUGAAUGUGGCACUCAUAAAAACCUAGCAGCCGUCAUUGGGGGAUAUAGCUCUGACAUCUCCUUUGGCAUGUCAGACAUUUUAAGUCUUCACAAGAUUCCACAGCUCACAUAUGGAUCAUUUGCUCCAGAGAACAAGGAGACAAAACAAUCACUUUCUUUUUACCGCAUGGUCCCAAACGAAACCCAUAUGUACACGGGGAUUAUCCGGUUACUUAACCAUUUCAAAUGGACAUGGGUCGGGCUCUUUGCUGCAAAUGACAACAGUGGAGAACAUUUUGUGCAAGCCAUGGAGAAUUUGCUUUCCCAGCAUGGAAUCUGUUUGGAUCGCAUACAGACAAUCCCAAGCAAAGACCAUUGGGAUGACAUGGAUCCCAUAAUUUAUUUAUUUUUAAAUAUAUGUUUAUCUUUGACAGGUAGCAAAGCCAAUACUUUUAUCUUCUAUGGAGACACAAUGGUCCUAACAAUAUUUCUUACCGUUUUGUUUAUAGGCAAUCCCAGUAACAGGGAAAAUGCAUCACUAAGAAAAGUGUGGAUUACGACAGUCCAGAUGGAUUUUGCUCUAACAGGCCUUCACAGAGCCUGGGAUUUCCAGUUCUUCCAUGGGACCAUUUCUUUCACAAUUCACUCAAAUGAGCCUCAUCACUUCCAGAACUUUCUUCAAGAGAUCAAACCUUAUCAGAGACAAGGAAAUGAUUUUCUCAAGGUAUUCUGGGAGCAAGCUUUUGACUGCUACUAUCCAAAUGCCCAGGAACCAAUGGACAUCAGUCAAACCUGUACUGGGGAGGAGAGACUGGAGAGCCUUCCUGGGCCUCUUUUUGAAAUGAGCAUGACAGGUCAAAGCUACAGCAUCUACAAUGCAGCCUAUGCCAUAGCGCAUGCUAUUCAUUCCAUGUACUCAUCCAGAUCCAAUCACGGGGGAAUGAUCAAUGUUCAAAUAGCAGAACUUCAAGCUCUCCAACCUUGGCAGAUCCAUUUCUUUCUACAAAGUGUUACAUUCAACAAUUCAGCUGGAGAAAGAUUGUCCUUUAAUGAUCAAAGGGAAACGGGAGGUGGAUUUGAUUUAAUGAACCUGGUCACCUUCCCAAACAAAUCUUUCUACAAGAUGAAGAUUGGAAGGGUAGAUCCUAAAGGUUCCAAAGCACAGGAAUUCAUCAUUCAUGAGGAUAUGAUUGUGUGGCAGAUGAGUUUUAACCAGGGGACACCCCAUUCUGUGUGUAAUGAUUACUGCUAUCCUGGCAGUCAGAAGAAAAGGAAAGAAGGGGAGAAGUUUUGCUGCUAUGAUUGUGCUCCAUGCCCAGAAGGGAAGAUCUCAAGCCAAAGGGACAUGGAUGACUGCAUCCAAUGCCCAAGAGACCAAUAUCCAAGCAAAUAUAAAGAUCAAUGUAUUCCUAAGGCAAUAAGCUUCCUUUCUUUUGAAGAACCUUUAGGGAUCAGUUUGGCUUUGAUUGCUGCUUCUUUUUCCCUCCUAACAGCUUUGGUAUUGGCAACUUUCAUUAAACACAAAGAUACCCCAAUAGUCAAAGCCAACAACAGGGAUAUCACCUAUGUUCUCCUCCUCUCUCUCCUGUUGUGUUUUCUCUGUGCUUUGCUGUUCAUAGGACAACCUAGGAAGGUCACCUGCUUUCUCCGCCAAUCAGCUUUUGGCCUGAUCUUCUCAGUGGCUGUGUCUUGUGUGCUGGCCAAAACCAUUACUGUGGUGGUAGCUUUCAUGGCCACCAGACCAGGAGCCAGCAUAAGGAAGUGGGUGGGGAAAAGAACAACCAACUUCAUUGUCUUCUCCUGCUCCCUUAUCCAAGCUGUCUUCUGCACCAUAUGGCUAGCAACAUCUCCCCCAUUCCCAGAUCUUCACACGCAACCACUAACUACAGAAAUAAUAGUAGAAUGUAAUGAAGGUUCUGUCAUCAUGUUCUACAUUGUCCUGGGCUACAUGGGACUUCUUUCACUCAUCAGCUUGAUUGUGGCUUCCUUCACCAGGAAGUUGCCAGACAGUUUUAAUGAAGCCAAAUUUAUCACUUUCAGUAUGCUGGUCUUUUGCAGUGUCUGGUUGUCUUUUGUUCCAACCUACCUGAGCACCAAAGGGAAAUACAUGGUAGCUGUGGAGAUCUUCUCCAUCUUGUCCUCCAGUGCUGGGUUACUGGGCUUUAUCUUUUUCUCCAAGUUGUACAUCAUUGUACUAAAGCCUGAGCUGAACAGGAAAGAAGAAAUAAUAAGGAGAAAGAACUACAGGUGUUAA